UCCCCUGUCUUUCCACUCCGUCCAACCUGUUUCUUCCUUGCAAGCUGCCUACGUCUACUCGCAUCCACCAGUUGCAACACAAGGAUCGCGGUGCAUACAGACACGGUGUGGAUUUUGUUCUCCGUUUUCGCAAACAUCGGAUUUCGGAUACCUGCGAGUGCGCCGCGGAUACUUGUUCAUCAUGGCGUGUUCAGCCGUCACGUUGUCCAUAGCGACGAUAACGGCCGUUCUGGCUGUCGCAUGCCUUGCCAUUUCUUUUGGAACGGACAAUUGGUUGGAAACGAGGGUUAACAGAACAGCCAUCCGACAGAGCAUCCAAAGGGAGACGGACGAAUUCCGUGCUUAUGAAUCGAGGAUCGAGUACUUCAGCAGGGAUCAGGGACUCUUUAGGAUCUGUUUCCCGGAGAAAAAACCGAAAGGAGUGGAGACGUUUAUGUCACCGGUACAGACAGACUGCAUCAAUGUCAACUACUACAUCCCCGAGGACGAAACGUCGGACCAGUUCUCCGAACAACGAUGGGAGAGAUUACACAUGGCCCGCUCAGUGGUGGCUCUUUUCAUCAUCUUUUUCUUCGCCUUCCUGUCUUUCUUCACGGGAAUCGCCGGAUGUUGGAAGCGCUCAAAUAGCAACAUCAUCGCCACGGGACUUCUGCAACUCCUUUCAGCAUUAACUGUAGCCGGCUCCAUGGGACUGUGGCAUGGAGUCGAAUAUUACGACUUCAAGAAACUCCACGACAGCAUGUCCUUCUAUUCCUGGCCAACGAUCUUGCGCCGCAGGGGCAUCACGGAAUUCUACUACGGCUGGUCGUACAUGCUGGCCUGGGUCGGAGUCGCCACCAGCCUCCUCACUGGCAUCCUCUUCCUGGCCGCGGCCCGCUGCCUGCGCCGCGAGAAGAAAGCCGAGCAGGCAAAGAACAUGCAGUACCUCAUGCCAGUGUACCCAGACAAGAGGCAGCCGUACGGGUACGCAGCGUACCCCGGACCGUACUACCACCAUGGCGGGUCUCAGUACGGCCCUUACGGAUACUAAGAAACCCCACGAUGCGAAGAAUCCUGCACACAUUUGUUCUGUUUUGAAACAAACACGUUCGUCGGAGGCCUUAGUUUCAGGGGCCGUCCCUGAUGAUGCCGUCUGCUAAUUUUCUAGCAGCAUUGCGGUUCAGUUAGAUCUAAAGGUUUUUUUUUUUCUGGAAUCUCUCUCCUAAGGGUAAUGUGGAUUGGAACUAUUUGGCCGAAACGGAUCCGUAGACAUAUGUUAUAGUUUCCGAAGCCUCGUAUUUAUUACAGCUGCGCCAGUAUGUAGCCUGCAUAGUUUGAAGUGUACCGAACGAGACGUAAAGCUGAAACUACGUGAGAGAGGCCCCCCCCCCAGGAGGUGUCCUCGAUGAAUGCAGAGUAACAGCUCAAGGGAGUCUAGUGCAAGCAUUAACUCCUCCAAAAACCCAACCUAUACAUUUAUGCCCCCUGUAAAUAUCCCACACCUGCAGAACGUCGUCUGCAACCCUUUGUAACAUGCCGGUACGGAAACCACAAUGCCAACUUGGAACUCUAAAAUAGACAUACCCUACUCAAAGUGUGUGUUUCCCAAGCCGCCCAUGAUGCGCGCAUCCGUACGUGCUCUUCUGCUAGGGAUCUAGAUGCUCAAAGGCACGACGGUCGUCAGGACAUUCCAAAAUUAGUCUUCGAGAGCAGUGCUGACGUGUCGCACCGCAGAAGCUCAUUAGAUCGCUUUUCUUUCCAAAGACCCAUGAACUCGUGGCAUCAUGGGAACGGGUGAUGGAACGUUAUUGGUCAUAUUUUCUACGGUUUUGCAAACUCCUAUGGACCGAUUCUGGCACCAAAUCUGUUUACGGUACUGCUUACUAACAGCUGUAAGCAUUCUGUCAGGAAGUUUGACUAAUGGACCUCUGUAUCAUAGCAGUAAGCCACCACCGGACAUCUCACGGCACUAGUUAGGAGCCUUAACAAAAGGUUAACCACCAUACAGUCUCACACCACCAUUACAUGCAACUUGUGUCAUACCUCACCUCUCCCCCGCUUCAUACUACGAUGAAAUUACCUCCGCCACGUUUCCACGUUGCACACAUUUGCCAAUGUGCCUUAGUGGCAGCAUGUUGCUGUUUUUGAGUUACUUGUUGUUCUCAGCGAGUGUAAAUUAACAGUUGCAAAUCAUCAAUAUCAUCCUCAUCAUUCUGUAUUCAUACAGCAUGCCCAUCCUUUGAAAGCCAAGUCCAAGAGUAUCCUCUGAAGAUGUAACUUAUACUCUAGAUGACUAAAGAGAUUGCAGACGCAACCUCGAUAUAGUGAGCUUUCCUUUAACAGCAAAUACUCGCCUUCGAAUAUGUACGUGUUUUCUUUUUCUCUUUGAGCACGAUGUUGUUCGUCGUGUUCUAGGAACAGCCCGCUAUUUUCUCCUAGAUUUUUCUACCUAAUGGUUUGAGGAAUGGUCAGUUUGGGUGAUCGUUGAAAUUUUAGUUCUCUUGUUUGCUGGACGAGUGGAAGGAAGUCAUAGCUGUGUGAUUCGUAGUUGGAAGUGUGGACAAUCUCAUUUCUUCAUCUAUAAAAAUAAAGUGUUCUAUAACCCAAA
This is a messenger RNA of Ornithodoros turicata, 2587 nucleotides long. RefSeq names its product transmembrane protein 114-like. The record is from RefSeq and is a predicted model, not a curated record. Gene Ontology annotation, cellular component: membrane. NCBI's taxonomy places the organism in Eukaryota, Metazoa, Arthropoda, Arachnida, Ixodida, Argasidae.